Molecule: messenger RNA, 1206 nt
Organism: Aureococcus anophagefferens
Lineage: Eukaryota; Pelagophyceae; Pelagomonadales; Pelagomonadaceae
Exons: 1
Coding region: 1-1206 (401 amino acids)
Molecular function (GO): hydrolase activity
Source: RefSeq, a predicted model, not a curated record
AUGGUCCUCCGAAAGGCGGCCCUCGUCGCGGCGCUGGCGGCGACGGCCGGCGCCUGGUCCUGCAACGACGCCGGCGCGGAGACGUUGAUGACGCUCACCUCCCUGCAGGCGACGGACGCCGGGGCCGUGUGUAACGACGGCACUCCAGCGGCUUAUUAUUUUGCCCCGGGCAGCCCCUCGUCGAAGACCUUCCUCGUCUACCUGAGCGGCGGCGGCCAGUGCUACGAUGCGGCGUCCUGCGCCGGCCGGGGCGACGGGAGCCUGUACCCGCACCACAACUGUUCGACGUCCGACGCGUCGAAGCCGUGCUUCCUGUCGUCGAAGGACUACGGCGCGACGUGCAACAAGACGGGCAUCUUCUCCGAGGACCCGGCGGCGAACCGGCCGCUGCACGGCGCGCACAAGGCCUACGUGCCCUACUGCAGCUCCGACGCGCACAUGGGCGACGGCGAAAAGUUCGGGCUCCAGUUCCGCGGGCGGCGGAUUGUCGACGCCGUGCUCGCGGACCUCGCGGCGCACAAAGGCCUCGGCGACGCGGACCUCGUCGUCUUCGGAGGCGGGUCCGCGGGCGGCCGCGGCGCCAUGGUCCACCUCGACCGCGCCGCGGCGACGCUCAAGGCCGCGGGCGCCGGGGCCGUCGUCGGCUUCCUCGACUCGCCCUACUACGUCGACGUCGCGCCCUACCCGCCGGCCCACUUCGUGGGCUUCUUGACGGAGAUGGAGGACGCCUACGAGAACUUCGACACGUCCGGCGUCGUCGACGCGGCGUGCGAAGAAGCGUUUCCGGACGCGCCGUGGAAGUGCACCUUCGGCGAGUACCGCAUGCCCUUCCUCAAGACGCCCUACCUCCUCGUCGCGUCCCAGUUCGACGGCUGGCAGAUCUCCAACAGCAUCCUGGGCUACAACGGCAUCGUCGCCGACCCCGUGCUCGACGCGAACGAGACCGCGUACGCUGACGCGCUCGCGGACACGACGCGGGGCCUCGUCGCCGCGCUCCCGGCGAAGCAAGUCUCGGACCCGAAGUCGUCCGUCUUCUCCAUCGCGUGCUACAGCCACCACGCGUCGGAGAAGGCCAAGUUCGCCGACGAGCGCGCGCUCGACUCCAACGCGUCCCAGGCCGACGCGCUCUUCAUGUUUCUCCAGCCGUCCGUGACCACGAGCCUCAAGUACGUCGACGGCGGCGCGGGCGGCUUCGCGACGUGCUAG